Cucurbita maxima (winter squash) is the source of this 1536-nucleotide messenger RNA. Its product is annotated as IRK-interacting protein-like. NCBI's taxonomy places the organism in Eukaryota, Viridiplantae, Streptophyta, Magnoliopsida, Cucurbitales, Cucurbitaceae. Bases 97 to 1503 code for a protein of 468 amino acids. The transcript is spliced from 2 exons. The record is from RefSeq and is a predicted model, not a curated record.
AAACAAACUCAAACACUUUCUUCAGAGUUCAUAGAUAUAAAUAUAACUACAAAGCUCAGAAAAAAGGGAAAACCCAAAUUAAUUUAUUAAAAAAAAAUGAAAAAUAUCACUCCUUCUUCUUCUCCGUCUCCGCCUCUCCACCAUUACCAAUCUUCUCCGUUCUUCUCUAUCGUUCCAAACAGUGAGAGAACAGAGGAGGAAGAUGAGUUCAACAGAGCAACCCCAAGUAGUUGUACGGAUGACGGAGCAAAGCACCACCCGACGCCGCUCCACCUACAUUCUCACGGCGGAGAUGAGAUUCUUCCCAAACGCUCCACCAAGAAACGCCUGGAGCCAGUGGCUUCCGUCGGCGACGGUGGAUCGGUGUCCUGCAGCAAGUGCAGGCCACAUGCUCGAGAAAAGUUCUCUGUGGUUCCGGUGGAUUACAAUGGCGUCGCCAAGCAGUUUUUCUCAAUGGCGAGUCCUAAUGGAAUAUUGAAAUCCAUUGUGUCGUCGUUCACAGGAAAAAGCCCUAAAUCGAUGAAGGAAGGAGCGGAUUGGGCGGUGAGAGAAGAGCACUGGAAAAUCGCUUUCGGCGAAGUUUCGCAUAAACUGAUUGAAGCGACGAGGAAAAGAGAUGAAGCGAUUCUUGAAGCUUCGAGGCUGAAAUAUUCCAUGGCGGAAUUGGAGAAGAAACUCAAUAAACUCGAAAUCUAUUGCCAUAGUUUGAAGUCCGAGCUCUAUAAAUGCGUUUCAAAUCCGCGAAACCCUAACCUAGAAGUUCCAACGAACAGCGAUUCGAUUUCAGACAAAAUAAUCGAGAAUUUCUUAUCAUCCGUUUCCGAAUCUCGAUCGUCCAUGAGGCAGUUAAGCCGAUCACUAGCGAUGCAACUCCAUCACAUCGGAGACAAAAUCUACGAGAGGAUUCAAUUCCUCCUCCGAUCUCACGAUAUCAAAAUAUCUCUCUCGAAAAACAGUAAAACCUCACUAAUCUUCCAUCUCGAAGCGAUUCUAAACAGAGCAUUCUUCGAGGAUUUCGAAUCGAUAGGGUUUCAGAAGAACUCACCGAAUCAGAUCCUGAAUCCCUCGGAUCGGACGGAAUCGAACAUCGCGUCGUUCAAUCGCCUCCACCGGCUGAGUUGGGAGGAAGUUUUAGGCAAAGGAACGAGGCAUUUCAGCGAGGAUUUCAGCAGAUUCUGCGACCGGAAGAUGAGCGACAUUAUUGCGAUGCUUGAGUGGAACAGAGCAUGGCCGGAGCCGCUACUGCAGGCGUUCUUCAUGGCAGCGAAGAGCGUUUGGCUUGUUCAUCUUCUCGCCACAGCCGUUCACCCGAGCUUGCCGAUAUUCAGAGUGGAUUCGGGCGUGAGAUUCGACGGCGUUUACAUGGAAGACAUUGCAGGUGACAAAGCCAGAGAACUGGCUCCGGCGACGGUGAGAAUAAUGGUGGCGCCGGGAUUUUAUGCGUUUGAUGGGUUGAUCAAGUGUAAGGUUACGUGUAGGUACCACACUAAUCUUAAUAAUUAAUCUUCAAAAUGAAAUUAUUUCUUUCUAUUUUCA